Arachis duranensis is the source of this 1007-nucleotide messenger RNA. RefSeq lists its product as uncharacterized. The transcript is spliced from 2 exons. Bases 175 to 936 code for a protein of 253 amino acids. NCBI's taxonomy places the organism in Eukaryota, Viridiplantae, Streptophyta, Magnoliopsida, Fabales, Fabaceae. The record is from RefSeq and is a predicted model, not a curated record.
UCAUUCCAUUUCCAUCCCUUGUCAAAAGGUAAAAAAGACAGUUCCCGCCAAAAAGGAGUCCUUCCCCUCUCUCCCUCUUUAUUACCGUGCCUUUGCCCCUCACACCACCAACAAUAAAGCCAAGGUCCUCAAAUUAAGGCCAUAGACCAUAGUGUUCCAAAGAUCAUAAUUAAUAUGAAGGCCACAUCAAAGAUGAUCAUGGGAGCAACCUUGGUAACGGUUCUAAGCCUUGCCAUUGUUCUCGCCCUCAUCCUUGUCCUCCUUGCUGAACUCUACUGUUCCCUCUUGCUCCGCCGCCGCCACCCCAGAACCAACACCACCACCACCACCACCACACCCGCCGCUUCUUAUCCAACCUUGAAGAAUAACAACAACAAUGUUUAUGCACAAGGCGUAUUCCAGCCUCCUAGAAGCUUCCUUUUUCCUUCCCUUGUUUGCAUGGCAGAAGAACCAAAUCCAAAUGCAAAUGAAAGUACCCCUCAUAGCAUCGGACUUGUCUCUGUUCCUUCCCCACUUGCUUCCUUCAUUAACAGAGCUCCACCUACUCCAAAGAAACUUCAACAAGAAGUAGAACAACACCCUCCUCCUCCUCAUCAUCAUCAUCAUCAUCACGAGUGCAGUAAUGUUAAUGGGGAGCCAGAGCAGCACCUUGUGUACAUAUCCAACCCCAUUUACGAGAACCAAGAAGAAGAAAAAGAAGAGGGCAAAGUGAUGAUGACGACGCCGUUUGAAACACCAGAAACUUCCCCUUCUCAAUUAGAUGAUUAUGAUGAUGAUGAUGUCGAUUUGAGUCGAAUGAAGAAGCUCCCUGAAGAGGCUUCUUCGCUUAGGGUUACCUUCUCGGCAAGUGACCAGUCACAUAGCAACAAUAAUUGUCUCUCCUCUUCAUCUGCUUCCCCUUCUACUUCUCCUUCAUGGAAGAUGUUGCAUGCUUGACAAGUUGACAUUUCCUCGUAGCACUAGAAGACAAACCCUAGGUUCUUAAUUAUCAAUCGGAGAUUGUGCAC